UUAAAAUGUUUGCACGUCGUUGCGCCCUCGCGUCUAAUUAACCAAAACGUCACACCUCCUUCAACAACCCUGCCGAAUGCAGAGCCGUAUCCUCUGCUUCUCAACGCGUCGUUUACCACUCCAUCAGCGUCGUUUUCUCAGCCACUUCAUUCCCGACCACCAAUACGACCCGCCGUUCUCCCCUUCCCCAAAACCCUACUACAAAUCAAAGAAGAACCACGCGGAGAAGAAGAAAAAGAACAAUUCCGAAAACGGUGAUCCGAACAAAAACGGAGCCCCGAAACUCCCUUUCAAGUCGAACCUUCCGUUCGACUUCAGAUACUCUUAUUCGGAGUCCGACCCUUCCGUUGGGCCCAUCAGCUUCCGCGAAUCGCCCAAGUUCUCCCCCUUUGGGCCGGGCCGGAUCGACCGGAAAUGGACCGGUGUUUCCGCUCCGGUUCAGGGUGAACCGGACCGGGAGAGGGUCGAGGAGGAGCGGAACCGGAUUCUCGGAGAACCGCUUAGUGAGGUGGAGGUGGCAGAGCUCAUCGAACGCUACCGGCACAGUGACUGUGCCAGGCAAAUCAAUUUAGGAUCAAUUUGUCACCGCUUCACACUUUCAAGGAUCAAAAUGAGGAAGGGGGGAGUCACACACAACAUGUUGGGUGACAUCCAUAACCAUUGGAAAAAGGCUGAAGCUGUGAGGAUUAAAUGCUUGGGUGUGCCAACUCUUGACAUGGACAAUGUUUGCUUCCACCUCGAGGACAAGUCUGGUGGGAAAGUUAUCUACCGCAACAUUAAUAUACUGCUUCUGUACAGAGGACGAAAUUAUGAUACCAAGAACUGUCCAGUUAUCCCUCUCAUGCUGUGGAAGCCUUAUGCACCCAUAUAUCCUAGGCUUGUGAAGAAUGUAAUUGAGGGUUUGACGUAUGAGGAAACAAAAGAAAUGAGAAAAAGUGGGUUGAAUUCAGAUCCUCUCCUGAAACUCACUAGAAAUGGUGUUUAUGUGAAUGUGGUGGAGAGGGUGAGGGAGGCUUUUAAGACUCAGGAGGUUGUGAAACUGGACUGUAUCCAUGUGGGAACUAGCGACUGCAAAAAGAUUGGAGUGAAGCUAAGGGAUUUAGUGCCAUGUGUCCCUAUCUUGUUUAAGGAUGAGCAGAUAAUCCUCUGGAGAGGAAAUUUCAAGGAAGAGCAACCUUCAGAUUCACAAUGUUAGCAAGUAAUGCAAACUUUUGUUAUUCGAAAUUACUGCGAGAAAUGCAUUGAUUCAUGGCUGAAACUCCUCAAUCUGCUUGUUUGUAGCGUGUUUAAAAGCCUGUUGAGAAGUAAAAGAUCAUGUUUGUGAUGUGGAAGUAUAACUAUUACCUUCUCAGCAAACGUGAAAAGCCACAUCUGAGAUAAGGAACCAAACACACCAUUGCUAGUUGCUACCACCCAAGCAGACUGUCUUGAUGGUCUUUAUAUGAGAGCUGAUUAUUCAAUAUUUCUCAGCUACUCUGUGGAUACAAUGUGCUGUGUUCUUAGGAUCCUCAUGCAUCAUGGCAAUACGGGUAAGAUUGUUGAUGAGAAAUGCAACAUGUUACAAAAAUAAUUGUUUGUGGAAACAACCUGCUUGUUUUAUUGGCUGAAAAUUGAAUAAAAAAGGAAAAGAAAAAUGGAAACUUUGAUUAAAAUCGUGGGACUCAUUUGUUUACAGUUUGUGCUCUUCGUGUAAAGAAAUUUUGUACUGUCAAGCCAACAUUCUGGUAUUAUGUAAUAAACAUAUACUAUAUGUAACACUUCCUAUGACUAAGUGUAUAUUUUCAUAGCCGAAUCAACAGUCAACAUCUAUGAUCUUAAAUCAUAUAAAUCACAAGUUCUCGUUUCCCUUGUUACUGAAAGAUUAGAUGAAUAAUUGUCAAAGGUGUGGAUCACAUGUUAAUAUCAGGACAAGAGACCUGUGUUUCCUUAGACAGCAUGGUGCCUAAUCAAGAUUACACUUUUCUUCUGAAGAAAGAAAUAGCCAGGGAACAAGACAAGUAGUUGCCAUACACAUUUUUAGUAGCCAUUCAGUGUAUAUAAUAAAGCCAGUAAAGUGAAGAAACAAUUGACUUUUCUAGCAGAGGUUCUUUUCGCUUUAUGCAAUGGUUUCAGCUUGUGUAGUAUUAUUAGUAGUGUGUUCAAAGUCCGUAAGCUCAAUGGUGUUCAUAGUUUGAACCUAGUUAGCCUCUUUAUUGCUAAUGACAUGUUAUAUAUCUUUAUUUCAGCUCCAGUCCGGCAAUGGAUUGUGGUUGGUGAUA
Molecule: messenger RNA, 2258 nt
Organism: Glycine soja
Lineage: Eukaryota; Viridiplantae; Streptophyta; Magnoliopsida; Fabales; Fabaceae
Product: CRS2-associated factor 2, mitochondrial-like
Exons: 7
Coding region: 77-1195 (372 amino acids)
Biological process (GO): Group II intron splicing
Molecular function (GO): RNA binding
Source: RefSeq, a predicted model, not a curated record